AGUAUCUUCCAUUCGACAUCCAAUAUUCAUCUUCUAGUCAUCAGGGGUACAAUUCAAUAUGAAAGUUCUACUUCUCCUCUGCCUGGUUAUGACCAGCGCGCUGGUUCUAGCCAAACCCCUCGACACAUCCGAAUUGGUACGGUCAAGUGCUGAAGUGGAUGCCCAAGCAAUAGUGGCCGAAUCAGAUUUGGCAAAGGUAGCAGACGAAGACACGGAAGAUAAUGAAGUGCUUAACGAUCGUGAAGUGGCGGCAGCUGAUGAUGAUGACGAGGAUGAUGACGAAGAUGACAGUGAAGACGAAGAAUCGGAAGGUUCCGAUGAAGAAGGAGAAUCGGAGGGUUCCGAUGAAGAUGACGACGAGGAAGGUUCUGAUGAAGAAAGUUCAGAGAGUUCUGAAAGCAAGCCCGAAGACCUUCCAUCACCGCCAGAAGGUCCACUGCCGCCUCAAGGAGAACAGGGCCCACCUCAAGGGCCACAGAAUAAACCUCAAGGACCACAAAAUCCAGGACAGGGACCUCAAGGACCACAAAAACCAGGACAAUGGCCUCAACUGCCUUCUCAGGGACAGCAAAACCCAGGGCAAAAACCACAGGGACCGCAAAACCAAGUACCGCAGAAACCAGGACAAGGACCUCAAAACCAAGGACAGCAGAAACCAGGACAAUGGCCUCAAAACCAAGGACAGCAGAAACCGGGACAAGGACCGCAGAAUCAAGGACCGCAAAAACCAGGACAAGGACCUCAAAACCAAGGACAGCAGAAACCGGGACAAGGACCUCAAAACCAAGGCCAGCAGAAACCGGGACAAGGACCGCAGAAUCAAGGACAACAGAAACCAGGGCAAGGGCCUCAGAAUCAAGGACAACAGAAACCAGGACAAGGACCACAGGGAUCCCAGAGCCAAGGACAAGGAUCGCAGACACAGCAGAAACCUGGACAGGGGCCGCAAGGACAGCAAAAUCCAGGAAAAGUAGAGGAAAGCCUAUUACAGCACGGUGAUCCUGCACGUGUGGUCAAUAUCAAUAUAAACAUUGGACAAUAAGGUUUGUGGCGCAACCAACCGUAAUUGAUCUACCAUCGAUAGCGAGAUAAUAAAACGUUUCUGUUAGAAAAAUAAAUUUGAAAAAACUUGCUGCUUGAAA
This is a messenger RNA of Armigeres subalbatus, 1142 nucleotides long. RefSeq lists its product as uncharacterized. Lineage: Eukaryota; Metazoa; Arthropoda; Insecta; Diptera; Culicidae. The coding region runs from base 59 to 1042 and encodes 327 amino acids. The transcript is spliced from 2 exons. The record is from RefSeq and is a predicted model, not a curated record.